UUUUGCCCCGCCCUAGUAGUUCAGGUCUGACCAACAGCACUGUCGUGAUGACUAAAGACACAAGGUCUUUGUCUCAGAUGAAUAUCUCUGACACUGAGAUGACCAUCUUAUUUCACGUGGAACCCAGCAUCAACGUGUCAUUAGCCGUUUUCUUGUCUUACGGAUCACCUCCCAACUCCACAUAUUACCACAACAAAACCAUUUUGAACUACACAGAUGACUAUCGCUGGUUGAUAACCCCAGAGAUGUUGCAGAAGACUCAAGGGGCUUGGUACUUGGAAACCAGCCUUCUAAACUUCACGUUGGAAACUGAAGUGACACUAAACAUCAACACAUAUUUUAGCAGGUGCCUCUACUGGCACACUGAGAAACUGGAAUGGAGCGACGAGGGCUGCAGGGUGGGGGAGAAAAGUACUCCAGAGCUGACACAAUGUUUGUGUAACCACAUGACUCUCUUUGGGAGCUCCUUCUUUGUGAUGCCAAACUACGUCGAUGUGUCUCGAACAGCUGAGCUGUUUGCCACCGUGAAUGAGAACUAUGUGGUUUUGGCCCUGUUGUGUGCUUUCUAUGGUCUUUAUCUGAUCACACUGAUGUGGGCCUGCUAUGCUGACCGCAGAGCAAGCUCUAAGAGGAAGAUAACGCUGCUAGAGGACAGUCACCCAGGAGCUCAUUACAACUACCUGAUUGGGAUCCAGACGGGACAUCGCAGGGGUGCUGGCACUUCUGCUAAUGUCACAAUUAAGCUGACUGGCACCGAAGCAGACAGUACCAUACAUACUCUCACGGAUCCAGACAAGCCAGUGUUUGAGAGAGGAUCUUUUGAUAUGUUCCUUUUGUCCACACCUUUCCCACUUGGAGAACUUAAAACCCUGCGUCUGCAGCAGGACAACUCAGGAGGUCACCCAUCAUGGUAUGUCAGCAAAGUGACUAUACAAGACCUGCAAACAAAAAAUGUUUGGCACUUUUUCUGUAACUGCUGGCUGAGUUCUGACCAAGGAGAUGGUAUGACCAAGAAAACGUUCAAUUCUGCAAAAACCAAUGAGAUCGCCAGCUUUAGGAACAUUUUCACGAGUCGAACGUCAACUGGUUUUAGGGAUGAACACAUCUGGGUGUCAAUUGUUGAUCCCCCCUCCCGCAGUCCAUUUACUCGAGCUCAGAGGGUUUCCUGCUGCAUGUGCUUGCUCCUGUGCACCAUGGCCAUCAACAUUGCCUUCUGGAACAUUCCUUUAGAUCCAAACUCUAGUGUGCUCUUUUCAAUGGGGUCCAUCCAGAUGACUUGGCAGGACCUCAUGGUUGGUGUGCAGUGUGGCCUCCUCAUGUUCCCCAUCAACAUCCUCAUCAUAACCAUCUUCCGGAGCAUUCGACCUCGCAUUGUGUCACAAUCCAAAAACGACAACCCUGAUGAGAUCUUCAAACCUCCCAUUGUCACCAUACCAACUAUUCUAAGGGAAACCGAGCAUCUGAUUUCUCUUGUGAGCAUGAAUCCCAGGAACAAGAUGUCCGAGACGCUCAAGCUUGAGGCCUCCUGUGACCUCGUACCAGCUUUGGAAAGGCUUCAUAUCCUUAUCCAGUAUAUUCAAGGUGAAAGUGAGAGCGACAACCACUGGGUUUACUGCAGCAAGUUCCUCCUGGCCGGGCUGUGCAACCUCCACAUGAACCUGGAAAAACUGGAUGCGAAAAACUUCUCAUCUCCAGAAGAAUACCAGAGUGCUCUCAAUACCACCAACCUGCUGGUUCGCAAGGCUGAGAUGGUUUUCACCAGUCAUCUGUCCAACUGCCCAGCACCUGUGAGGAAGAAGAAGAAGGCAACAGCUGGAUUUAAGCUUCCCUGGUGGUGUGUGUUCAUUGGCUGGUUCCUGUUGAUCUCCAUCAGUGGUAUAUCCACUUACUUCACCCUACUGUAUGGCUUCCAGUAUGGCAAAGAGAAAUCUAUUAAAUGGGUCAUGUCUCUGGGCCUGUCCCUCUUUGAGAGCAUCUUCAUACUGCAGCCCCUGAAGGUAAUUGGUGUGGCUGUGGUCUUUGCCCUGCUGCUGAAGCCUGUGGCUGUGGAGGAAACUGAGGAGGCAGCACAGGUGCUGUUAGCUCAACAAGACAGAUGCAGGCGAUACACCGGCAGGGAUAUGCUGUGAGGAUGCAACACCCAGCCAGAGAGGCCGCGUUCUGCACCAUCCUCCUCCCUGCUUUCCUUCAACACAAGCUAGUCUACAAAUAUCCAAAAUAGUGCAUUCUUAUAUUUGCAUAAGUACAGUCUUUCUUUAGUGUGGGGACAAAGUAAAUAGUAAUGAAAUGAUUGACCAAAUAUGUAAACAUGCUGAUAAGUAUGUAUCUAUAUUCAUGUAAACUGAUGCUCAAAGUAUGUCACUGCUCUAUCAUUAAUUUGUAGAAGUGAAAUCUUUUCAGUCUUAUAAAAAGUAAUGAAAGUAGGUAAUAAAAAGUUUGUUUUUUUACAGAAGAAGCAUAUUUUUAAUAGUCCGAUAUUAAUUCAAUUGAUUGAUUAAAUUCAAGUUUCAGAAUUAUUUUUCAACUGCUUAAAAUUAUUGUAAAAUAAACUAAUAUUGUCCUUGUUUUAAUUUGAAAAGCUCUAAUAAAUUCUGGGCAACUAGGCAAAAAAUAAUGCAGGGUAAGAAAUGCUAAAAUUAGUAAAUUUGUUUCAGAAACAUGUUUCUUUCAGCAUGUGUCAGUGUGUAACUUAAAAUAAAAGUUUCUUUGGGGACUAGUGGAAGGGUACACUUAUAUAAUUGCACAUAUGGGAACUAAUGGAUAAUUGAUCACCUUUUUCAUUUCACUUUCAUCCAUGUAAUGCCUGCUGAUAAGGGGAUUUUGAUUUUUUUUCUUUUUUUUUUCUAUCGUUGGCGGGUUCUUCUCUGAAUGAUUUAUGACAUUGACCUAAGUGCGUUUGUGUCGUUGCCUCUAGUUUGGAAAUGCAUGUUUCUCCUGUAGACAUCUCAACAUUUUGUGUUAGACAUGUUACGAUUCUAGCGGGAUUAAAAGAUCUUAAUUCCUUUUCUGUUACAAUUGGAUGUGUGAAUUUAAAUAAAGUAAUU
Molecule: messenger RNA, 3044 nt
Organism: Cyprinodon variegatus (sheepshead minnow)
Lineage: Eukaryota; Metazoa; Chordata; Actinopteri; Cyprinodontiformes; Cyprinodontidae
Gene: pkd1l3
Product: polycystic kidney disease 1-like 3
Exons: 13
Coding region: 48-2129 (693 amino acids)
Biological process (GO): detection of mechanical stimulus
Cellular component (GO): membrane
Molecular function (GO): protein binding; calcium channel activity
Source: RefSeq, a predicted model, not a curated record